AUGGGUGCCUUAAAUAAAAUAAUUGUGAUUUUUUCCGUAAUUGUGUCAAUAAAUUCACUACCAUUAAGAACUCGAGUCGAUACAGUGACCUUUACAAGUGGCGAUGUAAUUAACCCGAUAGGCUUUCAAGAUAAUAUCAAUAUUAGUAACGAUGAUAAAAAUUCCACGGAAACUGAAGAAGAAAGUUCGGAAGUCGAUUAUAUAAACCCCGGAAACAGUAGCGAAAGUUUGGAAGACGACUAUGAAUUAGUUAAUGACGUGAAAUACGAUCAUGGAGUUGCAAUUACAAAGAAUCAGGACUUUACACUUUUUAACCAAAUAAGAGACGGAAUGGUUGUCACUAGCUACGAAGUUACACUGGAACCAAGACUGAAUGACGGAACAUUUAACGGGGUAGCUAUUCUUAGAGUGCAAGUCCAAUUAGCUACAGCUGAAGAUCCUUUGAUAUUCCACUUUGAAGAUCUAAGCAUAGACUCUGUCCUGCUGGCUGCAGGAGCUGGGUCUAAUUUUGGAGCCCCUGACGAUAUAGUGGUAGACGACGGUCUACUGGAAAUUAAUACUGGCCAUGAUGCAACAUUAUAUACUAUUGAGAUACGCUAUAGAGGAUCUUUGUCACGAGCCGGCAUCGGACUGUAUAGUGGAAGUUAUGAAACUGAUACUUACGUGGCGAUGAAUUUACAUCCCACCAACGCGCGCCGAGUCUUCCCUUGCAUCGAUGAGCCAAAUGUUCACACUACCAUAUCUUUCAAUUUUGCUGGCAUAAACAACUAUCAACAUGUAAUAGCUAAUUCCAUUUUAGUUGAUCCACGCCCCCAAAAUGAAAUACACUUCACGCCAAUGUCGGGUGUACCGCAUCUAUGGGGGAUGGUUGCACAUAAUAUGAAUGCUCUAAGUUUUCCAAUUGCAAAUGUUGCUCUGUACGCUCGGCCUGGUCGUAGCAAUCAGGAUUCUCAAGCCAGUGUGGCAAUUAGUAACUUCUUUAGUUCUUUUAACACAUGGACGGGUAAAGAUCAUGACGAAAUUGUCGCUAACCAAGAUGGAAGAUUACAUAUAAUGGCGAUGCCAGAUGUUGAUAGGGAUUGGUACGCUUUGUCAACAAUUUGUAUUUGGGAGCCCUAUGUUUUAAUGGAAACUGGAGCAUCUGUUAUCCAAAGAAAAACUGGGCUUGUUAAACUAUCAGAAGCUAUAUCCAGACAAUGGUUCGGAUAUGUUAUGGUACCAGAUAAUUGGAGAUAUCAAUGGGUUGUCGCGGGACUGGGAAGUUACGCUGCGAAUCGCAUUGUUAGAGAUUUUCAAACAAACCCUAGUGGGGUAGAUGAUACAUUGAUAGAUAUGAACGCUGUAUUUGUAAGCGAUGUUAUACAAGAAAGCUUACUAAAUGACGGGUAUAGGGCUGCAAUACCAUUGGAAGCGGCAGAAGAUAUAUUUGAUGAAGACCAAAUACGAGAGAAUAUUAACGGAUUAGUUAAAACAAAAGCCCCUGCAAUCCUUCACAUGUUAAGUUUGACUCUAUCCAAAGAUCCUGAAAAGGAUCACAUCAAAGACGCUGCAUCAGCACUUCUUCAAACUGACGCCCUAUCAAACAUAAACUCUCGAAACUUCUACGAUACAGUAAAGGGGUUCUGGGAUGGUGAGCCAAACAAAUUGAUUGAUAAUGUUUUAGACUUCAUGGAAUCCUGGACUUUGGAAAAUAAUUAUCCUAUUAUCCGAGUUGGUUUGCAACAAACUGGUGUUUUUGUGUCGCAGGAACGAUUCGGAUAUUCUUCAAGGCCAAGAACGGUUUACAUGGUACCACUAACUUACACAAGUAGUGUCAAUCCAAACUUUGAUAACAUUUAUCCUGUGAUGGUUAUGGAAUCUACAGUAAGCAUAGAUAUAGUUCUAGAUGAAGAAGACUGGGUGCUGUUUAAUAUUCAAGGACAAGGUUAUUACCGUGUGAAUUACGAAAAUGAACUGUGGGAAAGAAUUAUUGAAGCUUUAGAAGAUCCCGAAAGAAGGGCAAUCAUUCAUCCUAUCAACCGAGCAACGUUAGUUGACGACGCCCUGAACUUAGCGCGAGCUGGUAAGGUGGAUUACGAUAUAGCGUUCAGAGUGGUUUUGACUAUGGAGCAUGAAACCGAAUACGUGGUGUGGAAGGCGUUCAUUAGAAGCAUGGACUUCUUGAGAACUCGUCUCUUGGCGUACGUUGAUGGUGAUGACGAUUUGGAUCCUGCUAUUUAUCGCAGAAUGGUGAGAAGGUCAAUCGUGACGUUGGAAAAUGAGCUAGGUUUCACACCCGAAGUAAACAUUAAUGAGCCAGCUAUGACGUCACUAGUCCGCGGCCUGGUGAUGCGCCAUGCCUGCGUAGUUGGCUAUCAGCCCUGCAUCGCUGCUGCUAUUGACUGGUUCAGGGAUCCGAAUAAUAAGGAUGCUGUGAACCCCAACAUUCCAGCCGACCUGCGUCCUGCAGUAUUUUGUGCCAAUGUCAUGUCUGGUGGUGAGGAAGAGAGAAGCCUUUUGUUUGAAUAUAUGGAAACUGUCAACAAUGCCCACGAACGAGUGGUCAUUUUAGAAUCCUUGGCUUGUUCGCAGGACAACAAUUUCAUUCAGUCAUUGCUAGACCAGACCAUUGCUGCCAAUAGUCCCUACAGUACUGAAGAAAGAUCCAGAAUAUUUAAAUCGGUUGUUUCGUCUACUGGUCCCCAAAAUGUCCGCGUUGCUUUGAACUUCCUCACUCUAAGAACUAUAGAAAUAAGAAAUAUGUAUGGAGGCCCUGACAAACUGGAAGAAGUUUUGCACGUAGUCGCCAAAAACUUAGGUGACAGGGAUAUGGUUAAUGAUUUCACCAACUGGGUUAAGUCACGAUUCAGCGAAUUGGAUGACUCCGAGACAUCAGCGGAAAGGGCAGUAGAAGAAUUGCAAGAAGAUCUUAUUUGGACCACUCUAUAUUUAAAUAAUGUAUAUGAGUGGAUAGACGAAAAUGACGCUCAUACAAUGAUGGUGUCAGUACUACUGAUCGCCUUGGGACUUCUCGUCUCAUUAUUUAAUCAAUAUUAAUUGGAUAGUUUUGUUUAAUCAUUAUAACAUUAUGUUAGUCUAACUAUUACGCAAUUAUAAAUUAUAUUUUCUUUUUGUUAUGAUAAUGUUAAUAAUUUUAGGUGUUAUUUAGGUUUAUUGGGGUCUAUUUUUUAUUCUUAUUUUUGAUAGAUUUAAGGAGUUUAACAUGUAAGGAUAUUUUAAAGUUGGAAUGAUUGGGUAGUUUGAUGAAACAUAAUACUAUAAUUUUGUAUAGUUUUAAUGUUUUGAGGCUGAAAUCUAAUUCACAAUGCUAUGACUUCAUUUGGAUUGUAAAAAUUAUGGAACUAAAUUUCAUAAUUUUAUUUAAUUACAAUAUUUAACUGGAAGUUCUUAUCAGAAAAAUAUAAAGCAAAUGAGUAAAGGCAAAUAUUGUGAAUUAGAAAUAAGCAAAACUAUGAACGGUCACAUCUUGUUACAGAGUUGUAACUUGAUUGUUUGAUUCUUAUAGGCGUAUUUUUAAAUCAUUUAUUAUUUUUAUGCUAUUUAACGUUAUUCAUUAAUCUAUUGUAUGUUAAAACACGUCAAUAUUGCACAAAGUGAACUUUUUUGUCUUAAUUUAACAUUAUUAUUAUUUUUAUUUGUAAUUAAUUG
Colias croceus (clouded yellow) is the source of this 3648-nucleotide messenger RNA. RefSeq names its product aminopeptidase N-like. NCBI's taxonomy places the organism in Eukaryota, Metazoa, Arthropoda, Insecta, Lepidoptera, Pieridae. Gene Ontology annotation, cellular component: cytoplasm. The transcript has 14 exons. Bases 1 to 3036 code for a protein of 1011 amino acids. Gene Ontology annotation, biological process: peptide catabolic process; proteolysis. The record is from RefSeq and is a predicted model, not a curated record. Gene Ontology annotation, molecular function: peptide binding; metalloaminopeptidase activity; zinc ion binding.